UAAAGGGGAGACGAUAGGACAAAAAAAAGUGAUGAUGAUGAAUACAUUGGAAAGUUUUUUGGCCCGGGCGAGGGUGUCAGAUUGAAUGGCCUGUGCGCAUGUGCGAAGGUGUCCAAACUGACAAUGCUGGUGAGAUGAAGAUAGUGUUGUUGCUGCUUCUGGGCUCACGGAGGACGACGAGAGGAAUCUACAAGCCGACAAGAUGAGAUCCAAGGCGAGGGCGAGAAAGCUGGCCAAAAAUGACACUGAACCGGUGGACAGCAUGUACGACGCAGAAGCCGACCUCCCGGGCGUAGCAGCCGGCAGAGAUGGUGCUGACAGCCCAGAAGACGACGCAGAAGACGGCCUCAUCAACAUGUCCCCUCUGCCCUCACCGACUCCAUCCCAUCCCAACAACAACCACCACCUGCUGCACCCUCACAUCUACACGUCGCACCACCUCCACAACAGCAGCAGCAGCAACGACCAGGACUUCACCACACCCAAGGAGGGCUCGCCCUACGAGGUGCCUGUCUACAUUCCUGAUGACAUUCCCAUUCCCAGUGAGCUUGAGCUGCGGGAGUCCUCGGUGCCCGGUGCUGGCCUGGGCAUUUGGGCGAAGACCCGCAUCUGCGCUGGCGAGAGGUUUGGUCUGCACAACGUAAAGCAUCAUGAUGCCACAGGCAAAGACGGCUCCUUUGGAUGGGAGCAGAUGAUUAAUGACCAUGAAGACGACUCUCCGGACAGUUGCAUCAAAAAGGUGGUGGAUGUGAUGGGGAGCAUCAAGUUUGCACUGGACACGGAUGCCACCAGCAACAGCUGGCUCAAAUAUGUCCGCUCGGCCUCGUCAUUCGAGGAGCAGAAUCUCGCCGCCUGUCACCUCACAGGAGACCAGAUUUAUUAUAAAGCUGUUCGGGACGUUGAAGCAGGGGAGGAGCUCUUAGUGUAUAUGAAGGACGGCAUUUUCCCCGAGGGAUCCAUGGCACCCAACCUACAAGACGAGCAAAUGUAUCGCUGUGAAGACUGUGAUGAGCUGUUCUCUUCAACGCUUGAGCUAAGACGGCAUCAGAAGUGCUCGUGCUCCAGCGCGGGUUCCAUAUUCGACGCCCUAAGAGACGACUUUAAACAGGAACGUGAGGACAGCGACGAGCCUGUCCACGAGUGCAAAGACUGUGAGAAGAUCUUCCCUAAUGAAUACAGUUUGGGGCAGCAUAUGAUAGUUCAUACGGAGGAGAGGGAGUACAAGUGUGACCAAUGUCCCAAAGCCUUCAACUGGAAGUCCAACCUCAUCCGCCACCAGAUGUCACACGACAGUGGCAAGCGCUUUGAGUGUGAAAACUGUGAUAAGGUACAGCAAACCCGGCACGUGUUCACAGAUCCCAGCAACCUUCAACGCCAUAUCCGCUCCCAGCAUGUGGGGGCACGAGCUCACACAUGUCCUGAAUGUGGCAAAACCUUUGCCACCUCAUCAGGUCUCAAACAGCAUAAGCACAUCCACAGCAGUGUCAAACCCUUUAUCUGCCCUGAUGGGCUGUGUCUUUUUGCUCCCCCAGGCGAGGUGUGCCACAAAUCCUACACCCAGUUCUCCAACCUCUGUCGUCACAAGCGUAUGCAUGCUGACUGCCGUACACAGAUCAAGUGUAAGGACUGCGGGCAGCUGUUCAGCACUACCUCCUCCCUCAACAAGCAUCGCCGCUUCUGUGAGGGUAAAAACCAUUAUGGCUCUCCAGCAGGAAUGUUCAACCCUGGAAUUGCCAUGAGUUCCAGCCCUAUCAUGGCUAAAGCUAAGUCUCACCAUCCCCACCUUCCAGGUCUGAACCAGUCAGGUUUAGGCUUCACUGAUUACUUUCCUUCAAGACCUCACCCUCAUGCUGGCUUGCCCUUCUCGCCUCAUGGCUUCCCAUCCCUCCCACAUGGCUUUCCAGGUAUCUUCCCCCCGUCACUUUAUCCACGACCACCAUUAUUACCUGCCAGUCCAUUGUUAAAGAGCCCACUAGGUGGCAGUGGUCAGGAGGUGAAGCUUCCUCGAAGCCCUUUGGGUGUCCCUCCAUUGUCCCUGGUUAGUUCCACAAACAGCAAUGAGGUUAAUAGUUUGAGUCCACAUGAAGACAAGGAGAAGGAGAACAAACUGGAUUUAUCUUCUAGUAGAGAAGCAAAGCCUAAGUCUAAGAUGGCUGACAUGUCAGAUGGUAGCGACCUUGAAGAUGUUAAUACUACAAGUGGGACAGAUCUGGACACCACCACAGGUACUGCUUCAGGUGAUGGCUCUGAUUUGGAGAGUGAAGGAGAGAGUGAACGUGAGCGAAGUGGUAAAAGAAGGAAGCCAUCUGGCAUCGUAUCAAGUCAAGAAGCAAACCAGUUAGAAGACACAAACAGUGCAUUAAUAUCAGCCGUGUCUGGUUCAGGAACCCUUUCUAUAGAUCGUCCAUUUCUUGCUUCUGCAUCCCAGCACUCUUUUUUCCCCCCACCUGAUGAGCAAGCCCUUCCACCCAGCUCCACAAAUGCCAAUGCAGCCACCACUGAUUCCAUCAAAGCCAUCGCCUCUAUUGCUGAGAAAUACUUUGGUCCAGGUUUGAUUGGACUUCAUCAGGAGAAAAAGAUGGGUCCGUUGCCCUACCAUUCCAUGUUUCCCUUCCAAUUUCUGCCCAACUUCCACAACUCCCUCUAUCCCUUUAGCACAGAUCGAGGCACUCUCAAUCCCAGCGUAUUCCUUAAGGCUGAGCCCAAGUCACCUCGCGAACAGCUGCAGAAGAUAGUUUCAAGUUCCCCUGCAGCCCCUGUCACCACUGCAGAGUCCCCAUUUGAUCUUACCACAAAACCCAAAGAGGCCAAGUUAACCCCUCCAACCCCAACCAAUCCUUCAAAUUCCAGCAAUACUGGGAAAAGUAGUGGACCUGUAGCAAUAUCCAGUAAUGAAGAACAGCCACUGGACCUCAGCAUUGGCAGCAGGAAUCGUGGUGGUCAUAAUGGUUUGCCUGCUGAGCUGCAAAAUCGAAAGAACCACAUAUACGGAGCAGUAAAGGGGAUCCCCAAUAAGGACGAAACCUCAGGAGGAUUUCCACAUCCCCAUUUGCAAUCGUUGCACCAAUCGUCCAUACCCCAACACCAGCAGCCGCCAUCACAGCCACAUCAGCCACCACCCUUGCACUAUGCCAAGCCCUCAGCAUUCUUUAUGGAUCCCAUCUACAGCAGGGUGGAGAAGAGGAAGCUACUCGACCCAGUUGGAGCUCUGAAGGAGAAGUUCCCCAGGCCUUCACUAUCACUCUUCCAUCCACAGAUGUCAGCCAUGGAAAAUAUGACAGAGAAGCUGGAGAGCUUUGGUGCUCUCAAACUGGAUGCGCCGCCCAACUCACUGCAACACUCGACCCAUCCACUGUUCAACUUCCGCUCACCACCACCUUCCCUCUCAGACGCAAUCCUUCGAAAAGGAAAGGAGCGCUAUGCUUGCAGGUACUGUGGGAAAAUCUUCCCUCGCUCAGCAAACCUCACCAGACAUUUGCGGACACACACAGGGGAACAGCCCUACAGGUGUAAAUACUGUGACCGCUCAUUUAGCAUUUCAUCCAAUCUUCAGCGCCACGUCCGCAACAUCCAUAACAAGGAAAAACCCUUCAAGUGUCACCUGUGCAACCGCUGCUUUGGACAGCAAACCAACCUCGACCGCCAUCUGAAGAAGCACGAGCACGAAAACAUUCCUGUGAGCCAGCAGUCCGGGAUGCUUUCCAACAUAGGAACUACCAUCUCCUCUCCAAACUCCGAGCCAGACAAUCAUGCACUUUUAGACGAGAAGGAGGACUCCUACUUCUCAGAAAUUCGCAAUUUCAUUUCCAACAGUGAGAUGAACCAGGCCUCCAGCUCCGCGGAUAAAAGGUCAGACCACCUUGAGGAGGAUCGUCCACCCAGUCACAGUUUGUCCAACUCCAAGCUAGGGCUCCAGGGCCUAGACGAAGAGGAAGAGGAAGUGGAGGGGGACGAUGAGGAGGAAGAAGAAGGCAGCCUGACGGAGAAGUCGCACGACGAGGCGCCGGAGUCCCCGUCUCCUUUGACAACAGGAGUAUACGAGGAGGAUGAGGAGGAGGAGGACACCGAGACGGCGCCGUUAGCUAUGAGCUAUGAACACACGCGCAGGUGUAUAGAGGAGGAGGGCUCUCUCUUGGACCUGGAGGGUCUGCCCAGCUUUCCUAAGAGCCUGGAUGGUUUACGUAAAGCAGCCAUUGACGAGCAGCCCUUUGAUGUUAAAGACAUAUUUAACACUUCACUAGAGUCUGAAGCAUUGAAAGAGACAUUGUACAGGCAGGCUAAAACCCAGGCUUAUGCAAUGAUGCUGUCUCUCUCUGAGAACAACCCUUUGCACGCGCCCUCCCAGAACUCUCUGGACGCUUGGUUGAGCAUGGGAGGUGGACCGUCUGAGACGAGUAGCUUUCACCCUCUCAAUCAUCUCUGAGCAAAGAAAAGCGAGACAAAGGAGAAGGUGGGAGGAACAGUAGGAGGAACGUUGGUUUCACAAACUCACUGAAACAAAAGACUUAAGAGACGCGAGGAUGAAGGCCGGACAAGAAUUCAAUGUCACAUACAUUCAAGAUGGCGUGAAUGAAUGUGUGUGGUGUGCUCACUUGUUGGUGUGUUUGUGUGAGUGAAAUAGAGGAGUGUCCCUUUGAGAGGGGUCCUGCAAGACUGUCUAAAAGAAAGCACUGCUAAAGCUCCUGUUGAUGUGAAGGACACAAUGAAUGCUUUUCCAUAGCAUUAAAACUCGGAUCCUCCCGGAGAGCACGACGGCUCACGGCAGCACCACAGACCCCCGUAUGAGGCUCCUGAAGACACUAAAUGACUCGUCUCUAAAGUCUGUGUGCAAUGCCUUAUGCGAGGAUUGUAGCGCUGGCACUGCAUGUCCACCAGGUGGCACUGUUCGAGCAGGAAUCCAGGGAGUGAGAGCAGUCCUCUCCAGGUUUUUCUCCACCAAUCACGGUGGCUGAUCUUGUUUCUUUUUUUUUUUUCUUCUUUUCCUACUUCAGAAUCAAUAUUAGCACCAAACUAAAUUUUCAAAUUCAAAAUUUUUCCAAUAAUGUUCAAAUGUGCUUUUAAUGACGUGUUUAGGCCACUGGUCAUUGUAAAUGGUCACUAAAUUUAUCGUUGCUGAAAAUGAUUUGAAAUUCUGCUAAAAAUUAAAUUUUAUUUUCUGUUUAUUACGUCCUCAUUUAAGUAUUUUUACUUUAUUCUAUUAGAUACCACAGUAUUGUUUCUUUGUAGACAUCACAGUGCUAAAACUGUUAAUUUAAUUAUUUUAGAGAAGGACCAAAUUUGUAUGAUAUUGUCAUAUGAUGUAAAAAAAAUAGAUGUUCAUAACAAGAGUGGUAUGUGCCAAAUAACCCAUAGAAAAUGUUGUUUUUGUUUGUUUUAUUUGACAAUCAUUUCAUUUCCAAGGGGCUCACAUUUGCUGUCAUAGGUUUUCAUGGUUUCCUACUACGCUUAUAUAUUUGAUUUCAGAAUUGUGUGUAUGUAUUUAUUUUUUUGUUGUUGUUUUGACUCGAGGAGUGAACAUGAAGAAAAGUCUGUCCCUCUUUUCUUGAAGGAAGGAUCGAUCACCCAUCGAACUGCAGGGGAGAUUCGGAAUCUCUGGUUUUAGUGGGUUAGUUUGCCAAAAUAGAGAAAAUAAACACAAACUUACUUGUUUUAAUUUAUAGCUGAGCACGUGUGUAGGUAGUUAUAAAACCUUGUUUGGUGAUGAAGCAUCCUAUGGGGUUUAGUUGUUUUCUCUUCUUCAGAAUGUCAGGAAAAAGGCAUUAUGUACUAUUUAAUAUUAGUUUCUACCAUACUGAGCUCCCUUUUCUUUCAGUUUGGCAUUAAUUGUAACAUUUCAUCCAUGUCUAAAGCAAACAAUCACAACUACAUGGUAAAUAUGGCGUCCCACUGAAGGAACAAAGUGGAAACCCUGCCGAUCUGUUUAGUCGUUAAAAGAAAGUUUCUAGAUGGAGAAAAUAUUAGUUUAAAUUUAAAUUAAUUCAUUGUUUUAGAUUCUUUUAAAAACCAGUUGAAUUUGAUCAGCAACUGACGCCAUUGAUGGCAUCCAUAACAUACUGUAGAUGUCUGUAUAAGGCGAGGUGUUGAUCCCUUUUUCCCUUUUAGAACCAGACCUAAACUUGUAUUUGCAAACAAGCACUUAAACGGGUUCAAAGCAUGACGUGACCCGGCCUCCCAGCCACCAUGUGUAGGUGGACCCCAUAUGGAUAUAUGCGGGCUCUACAUUGGUUUUCAGAGGGACCCAGAUGGUUUGGGCCUGUUAAAAUCUGCAUGGGCAAACCCUGUUGGCACCCAUACGGUUUGCCCAUAUAUGGGGCUCUUCUUUGCAUGGUGGCUGGGCUUUGAUCUCUUGGUAAAACCUAAAACACGAUGCAUUUCAAACUGGUUUGACUUUGAGUGGCUGAGAAUGUCGAACUCAAGAGAUAAAAAUGAACAGAAGCACUGUAAUUUUUCUUCAUGACAGCAGUUGGUGGUGUGACGCUCGGAGUGCUGCAUCAUCUCAUUUUUCUGAAGACAGAAGUCUUGUUUUACGAAUCUACUGAAUGAGAUUCCAUUCAUGCAAACACAUUGUUUUUUUUUCAAUUUGUGGUUUGAAAAUGUAAAGACUUGGGUCACUAAGUUUUAAGUUGACUAAAUGUAGUAAUUCAUGUCAUGGACUACUGUAACGAGUACGCGCUGUGCAAAGCAAUUCAGUUGAAGGUAUUGAGGAUUUUCAUUUUUCAGGCAACUUUCUGGUCACGGAAAUAUUUUUCAACAUAACAAAACAUGGUUGCUAUUUGACCCACUGUUACAGAAGAAAGUAAAAAGUAUAUAUACAUGGUCUCUUUUUAACUGUAUAGUAUUUUAAAAGAAUGAAAAACAAUGGUGCAUUUGUCUGAAGAAAAAAAUCUUUGAAAUAUGGGUUUAAAUGGAUGGUGCUUGUUUUGUUUCAAUCUGAGUUGUAUAUCUCCUCUGUUAUGUUUAUUGAAAAAAAAACAUUCUUGUGCAUGACAUGUUUAGCGGUCAUAAUGAUGUCCAUUUGUGAAAUGUGUAUCAAAUCAAAAACAGAGAAAAAAAAAAGAAAAAAGGAAAAAAAUAAUAAAUAAAUCCGUAGAUGCACUUAUUGUACAUGUGUUUAGGUUAGUAGGUUUGACUUCAAGUUCCGACUGCCUCACCUACGUGUGCGUGAGCAGCUUCUGACAGACGUAGAAACGACUUGUUGGAGAAGAAAAAACAAUAAAGGAUUGUAGAAUAAUAUGGAACAAUUCUGAAAUUGCAGUUCUUUUGAUGCUUGUGAUUAUUGCAGAUGUACUUUAGAGAAAUCUCAUUGAAAAGAUAUGACUCUGAUGUUAAUUCUGUAGAAUAGCAAUGUAUACCAAAUGUAAUCUUUCCAAUGCUAUGAAGAAUUUAUACAUGAAAUUGAUAUGCAAUAAAACCUGUGUGCUUUUU
Molecule: messenger RNA, 7425 nt
Organism: Nothobranchius furzeri (turquoise killifish)
Lineage: Eukaryota; Metazoa; Chordata; Actinopteri; Cyprinodontiformes; Nothobranchiidae
Gene: prdm16
Product: PR domain containing 16
Molecular function (GO): protein binding; histone H3K9 methyltransferase activity
Source: RefSeq, a predicted model, not a curated record